Molecule: messenger RNA, 2331 nt
Organism: Plasmodium cynomolgi strain B
Lineage: Eukaryota; Apicomplexa; Aconoidasida; Haemosporida; Plasmodiidae
Product: dynein-associated protein
Exons: 4
Coding region: 1-2331 (776 amino acids)
Biological process (GO): outer dynein arm assembly; cilium movement
Cellular component (GO): outer dynein arm
Molecular function (GO): dynein light chain binding; dynein heavy chain binding
Source: RefSeq, a predicted model, not a curated record
AUGUCGCAAAUCGUGUACCUGGACGAAGAGAAAACGAGGGGGAGGUAUACCUACCCGAAUGGGAACGUGUACGUCGGCGAUUUUAAGAACGAGAAGUUUCACGGAAAAGAUAUAGGUACCCUAGCCUUUAAAGACAAAGGAGAGUACAGAGGGACCUGGGAGAACGGCAAACUUGUUCGGGGCGAGUACUACUACAGUGACGGAUUGGAGUAUGAGGAGCGGUGGAAAUACCUCGUGGACUCUCCCUAUUUCUUUAACGAAGAAAUUAACAAGGACGAAAUUAUUUUAAAAGAAGAAAAAACGAAUGCCUUCUUGGGUGAUGUUUACGACAUAGGCGACGGGUACUGCAAAGUUAAGGAGAGUCUCGUGUACAGUUUUGCAGAUGACAAGAUGAUCGACUACUACCAUUGCUACACGAAAAAAAGGAGCGAAGUAGGGCAGCCGUGUGGGUUCACCAAAUCGAAGAGUCAAGUAGUAGGACGAAUUGAACCAAACAAAGAGUUGCAAAAAAAAUAUAUGCUGAAGGAAAACAUAUACUACAGUGAUGAAAAUGUAAAAAAACAGAGUGAGUGUUAUGUAAAUAUAGAAAGUGUUAAGUUACUAAAUAAAUUUUUUUAUCACAAUGAAGGAGGAUGGACCAAAGAUAUAGAUAUCAGUGAUCAACAAAAUAAAAUAAAAUAUGUGAAAAGAUUAGACAAGGAUAUAAAUACAAUUAACAGUGUAAAAACCCUAAUGAAUGAAACGACAAGAAUUAUUAACAAAAAUAAUAGCAUAGGUAUUUACAAAGAAUAUUUUCAAGAUGAGGAACAGACUGAGGAGGAGUUCAAAAUAAAAUCUAUGUUAGUCAUUAAGGAUAAGAAUAGAAAAUACUGCAGGUAUGUUACUUCCAUUAAGUGGUCAACUGAUAGUACACAUAAGCUAGCCAUCUCCUACUGUGUUAAUAAUUAUAAACAAAUUUUAAGUGACUCUCCAAAAAAUUGUUUACUUUAUAACUUAAAUGAGAUUAAUAAUCCGUAUCAAAUUUUAUUCUCCAAAACGUUUAUAAAAUGUUUGAGGUUUAAUCACAAGAAUUCGGAUUUGCUCUUGGCUGGUUCUUAUGACGGGACGGUCAACCUGUGGGAUCUACGUAAGAAAAAUACUCUAUGUGAGUCUUCUUCCAAUCAUGCUAGUCACAAAAAUAUCGUCCAAGACGUUAUAUGGUUACAAACGAAGACCAACAAUCACUGCCUAUCUGUAUCAAAUGAUGGGCUCUGUCUACUCUGGGACAUACGCAAUUUUACUGAGCAUAUUGAAUCCUUUUCUUUGCACAAGGACAGUGGUGAGGUUUGCCAGCUCGUGGAGACCUCCAAUUUGGACUCCUCAUCUCUUAAGAACUCUCAUGGGGGCGUGGACAUUAGUCAAUUCCUUACUCACACUGAGCGCCUCCCUGGGACGGCUGCCUCUGGGGGGGCCAAUCAGGCCUUCCCCCCAACCGGAAAAGGCAGCGGGGGGGGAGCAGCAGGGGCGGCAGUAGCAGGGGGAGCAGUAGCAGGGGGAGCAGUAGCAACCGCAGAAGUAGCAGCCGGGCUAACCGCAGCCGGGGCGGACUCGAUGGGCGUGGCCCCCCCCUCCGGCAACCUCUGCUACAGCGCCAACUGCCUGGAGUGGAACUUAGAGGCGGGGCCCUCCAAAAUACUCGUGGGCACAGACGAAGGAUACGUCCUAUCCCUAUCGAAAAGACAAGCCAAAAAUAUGGAGAUGAUCCAAAAGUAUGGAGCAUCAAACGAAAAGCAUUUAUCCGCCAUUACCAGCAUCAAAAGAAUCCCAAUCAAUUUGAAGUAUUUCCUCUCCACAGAUAAAUGGGGUUUUAACAUAUGGUCUGAAGAUAUUAAAUUUCCAAUAAUUUCCAAUUAUUACGAUGAGAGUGUCAUUAACAAAGGUCUAUGGAUUAGAGACUCUUCUUUCUUCAUCUUGACAAGGAAGGAUGGCUACCUGGAUUUAUGGAAUCUACUGUACAACUACAAUGAACCCAUUAUUCAGCACAAAAUUUGCAACUGCUCUGUCACAGAAAUAGAUGCACAUCUCAAUAAUAAAUAUAUUUCUGUCGGGAAUGAACAGGGAGAUACUCACAUAUUAAAGUUGGGGUGUACUUUCUGUAGGAACAGCAGUGAGGAGAAGAAUGCGCUGGAUGAGCUGUUCGAGAGGGAGUCGAAGAGGGAAAAGAAUUUGGAGUACAUUCGGAAGCAGCUCAACUGUUUUCGAAGGAAACGCGAGUGCCUCAACAUCCAGGAUGUGUGCAUAUCGGAUGACGUGGUGCAGGAGACGCAGCGCGAGUACGAGUCUGUGUUGUGA